GUAGGUGGCGCGACUUCGUUUAAGGACGCAAGCUUCGCCCUUCCGUUCUGUUUGUGGCUUCGGUUGUUUUGCUCAUGUCUCGUGAUUACUAAACCAGGAAACUACUUCAGCUGCUCUUUUCAGAAAUUAGAGGUUUUCUUGCAAGCUCUUAUGUCUCUCUCUGUAUGUAUGUAAGUGAAAUAUGGCAGAAGUGAAUAUACCUCAAGACAGGUUCAUCUGUUCAGUGUGUUUGGAUCUACUGAAGGAUCCAGUGACCAUUCCCUGUGGACACAGUUACUGUAUAAGCUGUAUUACAAACUACAGCUGUAUUACAAACUACUGGAAUCAGGAUGAUCAGAGGAGAAACUACAGCUGUCCUCAAUGCAGACAAACCUUCACAUCAAGACCUGCUUUAAACAAAAAUGUGAUGAUUGCUGAAAUGGUGGAAAAACUGAAGACGAGACUUCAAACUGUUUCUGAUCAAUGUUACGCUGGACCUGAAGAUGUGAAGUGUGACGUCUGUACUGAGAGAAAAUACAAAGCUGUCAAGUCCUGUCUGGAGUGUCUGAACUCUUACUGUCAAAAUCACCUUCAACAACAUGAACAAUUCUUUCAUGUGAACAAACACAACCUGAUGGAUCCUACUAGACGACUGAAUGACAUGAUCUGCACAAAACAUAGAAAACAUCUUGAAAUCUACUGUCGCACUGACCAGGAGUGCAUUUGUUAUCUGUGUACGAUGGAUGAACAUAAAAAUCAUGACACUGUAACAGCUGUAGCAGAAAGAACUGAGAAACUGAGAGUUUUGGGAGAGACACAGAGAAACUUCAAGCAGAGAAUCCAGGAGAGAGAGAAGAAGCUUCAGGAGCUCAGAGACGCCGUGAACUCUUACAAGCGCUCUGCACAGACAGCAGUGGAGGACAGUGAGAGAAUCUUUACUGAACUGAUCCGCUCCAUUGAGAGAAGCCGCUCUGAGGUGACACAACUGAUCAGAGAUCAGGAAAAGACUGCAGUGAGUCCAGCUGAAGGAGUCUUGAAGCGUCUGGAGCAGGAGAUCGAUGAUCUGAGGAGGAGAGACACUGAACUCGAGCAGCUUUUACACACAGACAAUCACAUUCAUUUCCUGAAGAGUUUUAAGUGUCUGUCUGCACCUCCUGAAUCUACAGUUUCACACGACAUUACUGUCAGUUCUCUCGUCUCUUUUGAUGAUGUGAGAAAAUCUGUCUGUCAGCUGAAAGAAAAACUGGAGGAUUUCUGUAGAGAGGAGAUAGAAAAGAUAUCUGGUGGAGUUUCAUAUAUCACAUUUUUUUCUGAUGAGCCCAACAACAGAGAGGAGUUCUUGCAAUAUUUCAGGCAGUUCACACUGGAUUUAAACACAGUGAAUAAAUACAUCCGUCUGUCUGAUGGAAAAACAGCAGCUACAUACACUGAUCCAACAGUCCAGCAGUAUCCUGAUCAUCCAGACAGAUUUGAAAGGUGGCGGCAGGUGUUGUGUAGUGAGAGUGUGUGUGGACGCUGUUACUGGGAGGUCGAGUGGAAUGGUAGGGUGGAUAUAUCAGUGUCAUAUAAGAGCAUCAGCAGGAAGGGAGGCGGUGAUAAUUGUGUGUUUGGAUUUAAUGAUCAGUCCUGGUUAUUGUACUGCACUGAAUUCAAAUGCUCAUUCUGGCACAAAAACAAACGCACUGAUCUCCCUGUAGUGUCCUUCUCCUGUAGAAUAGGAGUGUAUGUGGAUCACAGAGCAGGAAUUUUGUCUUUCUACAGCGUCUCUGACACAAUCACCCUCAUCCACAGAGUCCAAACCACAUUCACUCAACCUCUCUAUCCUGGUUUUACUAUUAAUAAAGGAUCCACAGUAAAAGUGUAUCGUCUCACAAAAUAAAUCGCAAAGAUUCUACAAGUAAAACUUAAAUUCAAAGUCAAAAGAGUGAUUAGACUUGUAUGCUGCGACAUCCAAACAUAAAGAAUUAAAGUGUACUAAUAAAUAAGAGUAAUUAAAUGUCUCAAUACAACUUGGAUUUCUGUAAAAAAUCUGUGUUUUUCCUUAAGUACAGUGCUCAUAAGAGUAAAGUGAGUGUAGAAACAGACUUCGACCAACAGAGGGCAGCAGUAAAUAAUAAAUAAAGCAGCAUUAGACAAGUAGAUUCUUAAAAAUAAGUUUUUCAGUGCAAUAUAGUGUCUUGUAAAGUUCUUGGGCACAAUGUCCUCAAAGAGCUUCUGGAUCUAAUCAAAUCUAGUUCUAAAGAAGAGAAAGACGACAAAAACCCCAAGCACAUGGAGUCAUUUGUUUUCUUGAGUUAAAGACUUUGUAAAUUGUUUGUUUUUCUUGAGCUAAAUAAAUUCAGUAUUCUACUGUACCUUGAUCUUAUAGUUUAGUUUGUAAUGAUCAAUUGGCGUUACUUGACAUUUUUAUGAUCCAUUUGUUUGUCUUGUUGAUUCAUCCAGCAACAACUGAAAUACGUCAUGAUUUUCAUGAGGGUAAUGUACAUUUGGAUUGUGAAAAUGCAUGAUGUAUUUUGAAUUUUAAAUAAAAUUGUGUGUAAAAUCUUUCUUCAAUUGAACAAAUGAAUGUAUUUUUUAUUUAACUUUUUUAUUCAAGAACUACAACUUUGGGAUAAAGUAAUACAUUUGCCUGUAAUAAAAUUAAUUUUUUUCAGGGUUCGUACAGGUGCUGGAAAUCCUGAAAAAUGAUUGAUUUUUAAUGUGGUGUUUUCAAGGUAUAAAAAUGCUUGGAUUUGGGAUAAAGGACUUGAAACUGCUUGAAAAUAGUAUGUGACAAUAUAGUUCACUUUUUAGAUAAAAUAACUGAAAGUGUUUAACUGAAAUAGAAUAAAAAUCUACUUAAUUACUCACCCAUCGUGCAUCAGAAGUGGACUUUGAACUUGAGCUGGUGCAUGCAAAAUGUACGUGUCUGAUGAGUGAUACCUGUGAAUUGUAGACUUUUCGUCCAGUGCGCACUAAUGUUUUGAAGUCAUAAUAAUGAACUGUUUGUAAAGAAAAUCUCGAGUUCCAAAUGAUAGGCUAUACAUUUUUUAAACCAGAUUCACGCAUUAAAAGCUGUUUUC
Molecule: messenger RNA, 3041 nt
Organism: Triplophysa rosa
Lineage: Eukaryota; Metazoa; Chordata; Actinopteri; Cypriniformes; Nemacheilidae
Product: tripartite motif-containing protein 16-like
Exons: 6
Coding region: 182-1858 (558 amino acids)
Molecular function (GO): protein binding; zinc ion binding
Source: RefSeq, a predicted model, not a curated record